UCUCAUUAAACUUUCUUUGAAAGCCAACUCUCUCUUGGCAGUCAGAAAGUACUGAUACUGUUACCAAUGGCUCCAACAAUUGCUGAUCAACUAUUCAACACUGAUUCCUCAGCUCUAACUGAUUUUGUCAUAAAUCAAGGAAAUGGAGUGAAGGGUUUGUCAGAAAUGGGUCUCAAAGCCCUCCCCAAGGCUUACAUCCAACCUUUGGAGGAAAGGAUGUGGGCCAGUGCCACCCAAGUCAUUCCUGAGGAAUCCAUUCCCAUCAUCGAUAUGACAAACUGGGAAGACCCCAAAGUGGCAAAAGCUGUUUGUGAUGCAGCAGAGAAGUGGGGGUUCUUCCAGAUUGUGAACCAUGCUGUGCCCAUUCAGGUGCUCGAGAAUGUCCAAGAUGCAACUCAUCGCUUCUUUGGGCUCCCCGCCGAGGAAAAGAAAAAGUAUUCCAAGGAACACUCGGCCUCCAGCAACGUGCGGUUUGGCACAAGUUUUAGCCCUAAAGCAGAAAAGGCUCUAGAGUGGAAAGAUUUCCUUAGCCUCUUUUUUGUAUCCGAGGAGGAAGCUUGUGCGUUUUGGCCACCUGUUUGCAGGGAGCAAGUGCUUGAAUACAUGAGGAGCUCUGAAGUUGUCAUUAAACAAUUAUUCCAAAUUCUAAUGAAUGGACUAAAUGUGAAAGAAAUAGAUGAAACAACAAAGUCUCUCUUGAUGGGUUCAGUAAGAACUAAUUUAAAUUACUAUCCUAUUUGUCCUAAUCCUGAACUCACCGUGGGAGUAGGACGUCAUUCCGAUGUCUCUUCCCUUACAAUCCUCCUCCAAGAUGAAAUUGGUGGUCUCUAUGUGAAAGGAAACCAAGGUGGCAACUGGAUCCAUGUUCCUCCCAUUAAGGGAUCCCUUGUGAUCAAUGUUGGAGACGCAUUGCAGAUACUGAGCAAUGGUCGGUACAGGAGUGUCGAGCACCGCGUGAUUGCCAAUGGGAGUAAAAACAGAAUUUCAGUUCCCAUUUUUGUCAAUCCAAGACCCGGUGAUAUCAUCGGACCGUUGCCUCAAGUGCUAGAAAAUGGUGAGAAGCCGAUUUACAAGCAAGUUUUGUACUCGGAUUAUGUCAGACAUUUCUUCCGUAAGGCGCAUGACGGCAAGAAAACAGUUGAGUUUGCUGAGAUAUGA
Molecule: messenger RNA, 1158 nt
Organism: Theobroma cacao (cacao)
Lineage: Eukaryota; Viridiplantae; Streptophyta; Magnoliopsida; Malvales; Malvaceae
Product: feruloyl CoA ortho-hydroxylase F6H1-3-like
Source: RefSeq, a predicted model, not a curated record